CAAUGUGUACGUGUGUAUGUUUGUGUGAGCGAGAGAGCUAGAGAAAGGAAGAAAAGAACAGGUGAGUUUUUAUGUUACAUUUUUUUUUUUUUUCUAAUAAUUAUUCUGUAUUCUACACAGUAUAUGCAAUACAUGUAACAUAAAAACUCACCUGUUCUUUUCUUCCUUUCUCUUUUCAAUCGAAUAAUGUCCAUUAAACGGUUUGAUAUACAGAUAUUAUCUAUUAGAUGCUAAUAAAAACUUAAAAAUGAUUAAAUAUCCCAUCCAAUAGAUUUAUCAAAUUUAUUGUAGAAUUUUUUAAAAAAAUAUUUUAUUCUAUUUUUAGUUAUUCAAAAUUAUUGGUACGUCGACAUUGGCUUGUACUUGGACUUGUAUGUUCUAUAUGUUUUAUAUUAACAAUAAUUGGAUUAGCCAUAUCAAAAAUACCUGAUUUUAGUGAUCCAAGAAAAGGAUGGGGUGCAAGAGGACCAAGAACAAUUUUUAGUCAAUUGAUGGUAUUGCGUCAUGCAUCAGAAAAAUUUCGUUUAGCCUACGAUUUACCAUUAGAAAAAUAUGAAUUAUUUGAUUCUAGUGAACAAUUUUCAAAAGUUACAACACCGAUGAUUAAAGAUGAAAAUUAUAAUUCAACAAUAUUGGCUAAAAAUGAUAUGUGGAAAAAUAAAGAUUAUAAUCUUAUUAGUGAUACAUUUUAUGAUGAUUAUGUUGACGAAUUUGAAGAGCCACCAGAUUAUUCUGAUACAUCAUUAUACACAUGGAAUAAAGAACGACAUUAUGGUGUGAGUGAUCGAAUUAUUAAAUAUGUUGAUGAUAAAACUGUUAACAUUACUGUAGGUGAUUUUGUUAAAAAUUUACCAAAAUUUAAUACUCGUUUAUCAUUUGAUCUAUUAAAAUCUUAUGCAUUUUUACUUGAUGAACAAUAUCGUGGUCAAACAGGUCGUGAUGGUAUGAUUGAAUUUUAUAUGGAACGUAUAAAUAUUGAUGAUGAUAUGUUAACAUUACCCGUUUUACAUUCAAUUUGUUCAUGGGAAGAACGUUUUAAAAAAUUAUUAAAUUUAAAUAAUGCUAAAAGUCUUAGUUUAGCAAGAUUAGUGGCAUUAUAUAAUAAUAAAACAAAUUGUCAUAGUUUAACAAAUGAUGAUAUUAAACAAUUUCGUCAUAUAUUAACAACAUGUGUACCAUAUUAUGUAAAUGGUUAUAUGGAAUUUUUGAGUGAUUAUUUUUUAAAUAGAGUGGCAACUGAACGAGAAGAAGGUAUUACAUAUCAAGAACAAACAAAAGCAUUGUAUACAGCUUUAAGACAUACAUGUUUCUAUCGAAAUAUUACACGAUUUAUAUUCGAUCAUUUUGUUGAUAAAGAUUGGAUUAAAAAUUUAAAUGAUUAUAAUAAAACAACUGAUAAAUAUCCAAAAGUAGCAUUAACAAUGAUUUAUAUUACUAAUUAUCAACCAAAAAUAGAAAAUCAAAGUAUUUAUGAUAGAAUGUGUAUGAAACGUUUAUAUUUUGAUCGAACAUAUUGUUUAAAACGUGGAUGUUUAAAAGAUUAUAUUAAUAAUGCUCUUGUAAGUUCAUGUAAUCUAAAAAAAUAUCGUACAACAACAAAAAAUUCUAAUAAUUCUAAUUCUAUUAAUUGUCUACAAUAUUGUGAAUGUUUAUUUCAUUGUGAAAAUCAAACAAAAGAAUUUGUAACUAUGGAACCAAUUUAUAAAUCAAAAGAACUUAUUUCAUUAUUUGAAAAAUAUUUUGCUGGUAAACGACAAGUACCAUCGUAUAGAGAUGAACAUGUAAAAUUAGUUGCACUCAAUUUUGCCAAUAUUCGAGAACGAGCAGCUAUGUCAAGAAUAAAUAUGCUGUUGGUAUUAAUUGCAAUGGCAUUAAUUAUGGCAAUAACAAUAUUAUAUUUGAGAAGUGUAUCUAUUGCAUUAAUUAUUAUCAUUGGAUGUGGAAUGUCAAUUGGAGUAUCUUACUUUAUUUAUUCUGUUAUUUAUAGUAUUCCAAUAUUUCCAUUUAUGAAUCUAAUGAGUGCAUUUAUUCUCAUUGGCAUUGGAUGUGAUGAUAUAUUUGUGUUUUUUGAUACUUGGGAUCAAGAAAAGCGUGAAUGGUUACGCCGAAAAGAUGAAGAAAAAAAACAUGUUCAAAGUACAACAUUAACAGAAGAAAAUAAUAGUAUUUUAAUUGUUGAUGUUGUAAAUGAAAAUGAAUCUAAAUUAACAAGAUGUUAUCAACAUCGAUUACAUAAUACUCAUCAUCCAGUUGAAACACGACAAAUGUUAUUGGAUUCUGAUGCAUUAGCUGAAAUUAUGAGUAAAACAUUGAAACAUGCUGCAAGUUCAAUGUUUGUUACCAGUUUUACAACUGCAGCAGCCUUUUUUACAAAUAUGUUAACAAAUAUAUCAUUUGUACAAGUAUUUGGCGUUUUUACUGGUACAUGUAUAUUACUCUAUUUUAUUAUUACAAUUACAGCCAUUGCUGCUUAUUGUAUUAUAUAUGAAUUGUAUAUUCAAGAUAUAAUAUCAAAAUUAUCAAAAUGUUUUUCAUCUCCUAGUCAUACACAUCUAAGUGUUAAUCCAAGUACAAAUUCAAUAAUCAAAAUAUUUAAACGAUUAUCAUUGUAUUUCAAUCACUUUCGAACAUAUUUAUUUUUUUAUUGGCUUCCACGAAUUAUUAUAACUCUUCGUUAUAUACUUGUACUAUUAUUUUUACCCAUGGGUAUUCUAGGAAUGGUAGGCGUUUUUCAUUAUCCAAAAUUAAAAGUACCAUCAACACAAAAAGUGGCCUUUUUUCUAAAAGAUAAUCCAAUGGAAAUUUAUGAAUUUCAAAUGAAAAGAAUAUUUGAAGGAUAUAAUAAAGAGGAAAAACGUUUAUUUGCUUAUCCAUCAAUUAGUUUUAUAUUUGGAAUUAUUGAUCGUGAUGAUGGUUAUAGAUUUGAUAUGAAUGAUCGAGGAAAAUUACAUUUAAAACCAUUAUAUUUAAGUCAUAAUAGUACAUUAGAAUUUUUUAAAAAUUUUACUACUAUAUUAGGUACAAGAACAGAUUUAUUUAGUUCAAACUAUGAUUUAGAACAAGAUUAUAAACAAUUUUUAUCAUUAGCCACUGAUGAAAUACUUCUUGCUAAAGCUGUUGAUGAUAAAGCAAAAUUAAAUAUAUCAUUAACUAAUUAUAAACAAAUGAUUCAAUUUUUAGUUAAAUCUGAUCCAAAAAUUAUACAAAUAUUAGUAAAUAAAACGGUACGUGGUAUAAAUUAUCAAUUAAAAAAUGAUUUUUCAGAUGAUGAAGAUUAUAUUGAUUUUGAAAUUGAUAAAAUUGAUAAAAAUAUGAUUAUACAAAGUUUAAAUGAAUUAAUUAAUAAAAAUAUAAUUAAUUAUAAACGAUAUCGAAAAAAUUUUAAUAAAACAUUACAAGAACAUUAUAAAGAUCAAUUAAAAUUAACAUAUAAUCAAGAUGAAUUAAAAAAUAGUUUAACAAAAUCUUAUCGUGAUAAAGAAGUUGAACAACAUCAAAAUAGUGCAUUAAAAACAGCAUUUGCUUGUUUAUCAGGUGAAGCAGGUUUAAAUAAUGUUCCAAUUGAUUUUUGUGAAAGACAAAUAAAUCAUCGACGAUCAAUAAAUUGGGCUGUAUUACCAGAAAAAUUAGUAAAUAAUAAUAUAAGACCAUUUGCGGCUAUAAUAACUAUACGUGGAAAUUUAAAUAAAACUGACUAUGAUUCGUAUAAUGAUUAUUAUUUUAAAAUUAAAAGUUUUUUUGAUCCAUAUAUAAAAAAUUAUGCACCAGAACAUUUGAAACAUGCUUGGUUUUCAAGUCCGGGCUUCGCAUUUUAUGGUGUACAACGGGAACUAUUAGUAGGCUCUUAUUCAUCAUUAGUAGCCUCAUUGGGAAUAGCAUUAUUAGUCUUAUUUUUAACAAGUGGAAAUUUAUUUAUUGCCUUUUAUGCAUUAGUAACUAUUACAUUUGCUAUUGCUGUCAGUAUUGCCAUUUUUGCUGCACUUGGUUGGGAAUUGGGAAUUGUUGAAGCAAUUAUUGUUAUUAUGUCUGUUGGAUUAUCCGUAGAUUUUACGGUACAUUUUGGUGUAGCUUAUAUACAUACAAAUGAAAAAGAUAUUCAUCAUGUAAGACGAAUUGUGGCAAAAAAAUAUGCUGAUAAAAUUUUAAUGAAAAAGACUAAUGUUCUUUCAAUAAAUGAUAAUGGUGAAGGUGAUAAUUGUUUAGAAUUUGAAGUUGAGCAACCAUCACCAAGGCAAUCUUCGCCUACUUAUCGACAAUUACUUGGUGAACAUCAAGCUGAACGUGAAACAAGAGUUCAUGAAUCUGUUGCACGUGUUGGUAGUGCUGUAUUCAUGGCUGCUUUUACAACAUUUGCCGCUGGUUUUAGUAUGACAUUAUCGAGUUUAACAUCAUUUAGACAAAUGGGUCAAUUUUUAAUGACAAUCAUGUUAACAAGUUAUGUAUUUGCAACAUUUUUCUUUUUACCAUUGUGUGCUAUUAUGGGUCCUGUUGGAAAUUGUGGAUCAAUACCAUUUAAUACAAUUUGUACAUUUUUUAAGCGUUGUUGUUCUCGUCGUCGUUCAUUAUAA
Didymodactylos carnosus is the source of this 4568-nucleotide messenger RNA. The record is from the annotation of a GenBank genome assembly. NCBI's taxonomy places the organism in Eukaryota, Metazoa, Rotifera, Eurotatoria, Philodinida, Philodinidae.